Molecule: messenger RNA, 1143 nt
Organism: Amaranthus tricolor (Joseph's coat)
Lineage: Eukaryota; Viridiplantae; Streptophyta; Magnoliopsida; Caryophyllales; Amaranthaceae
Product: putative pentatricopeptide repeat-containing protein At1g12700, mitochondrial
Exons: 2
Coding region: 1-1143 (380 amino acids)
Molecular function (GO): protein binding
Source: RefSeq, a predicted model, not a curated record
AUGAGGUUUACUACCAAAUCUGGGUUUGAUCUUAUUUCUCUCUUUCCAAUUGCUCUUCUCCUCCCUUCUAGAUUUCCAGGUAAUCUUAGAUUUCAUUUUUGUCAUCGAAAAAUCUCCACUUACGCUUCAGAUGUUCAUGUUGCUGAUUCUAAAUUAUUCCUUGAUUAUGUUCGACAACAAUCCAAAUUAGGGUUUAACAAAAUUGAUCAUCCCCUUUCCCUCUUUCAUUCUAUGAAAUCUAUUCGUCCUCUUCCAUCUAUUUUUGGUUUUUGUAUGUUAUUUACUGCCAUGUCUAAAAUGAAACCCAAUCCCCCUUUUUCCUCUAUCAUUACUCUCUUUAAGCAAUUGCAUUUCUCAGGUCUCCGUCCGGAUGGUCAUUCCCUUAAUAUUAUGGCUAAUUGUUAUUGCCGCUUAGGUCGUGUUGAAUUAGGGUUUGCGGUUCUUUCCUACAUUAUUAAACUAGGUUAUCCGCCUAGCAUUGUUACCUUUAAUACACUUAUCAAUGGCUUUAUUCAUAUCCAUCGAUUAGGCAGCGCUAUUCAAUUAUUGGAUAAAAUUGUAAAGCUUGGGUAUGAACCCAAUUUGGUUGUUUAUGGGACCACGUUUAAAGGUUUAUGUAGAAUUGGAGACAAUCUUGGUGCCCUUAAGCUCCUUAGAGACAUGGAGUCCCAUGCCCAUUGUAUGCCUGACAUUUUCAUCUAUAACACCAUUAUUGAUAGUCUUUCUAAAGACGGGUUAAUAAAUGAGGUCGUUAAUCUUUUUUCUGAGAUGCAAGUUAAGGGAAUUCGACCUGAUGUCGUUACCUAUACUAUUUUGAUCCGAGGAAUGUGCACUUUAGGGAGGUGGAAAGAGGCGGAGGAUAUGCUUAGUGAGAUGAUGGCAAAAAACUUAAUUCCUCAAGUUCCGACUUACAACAUGUUAAUCGAUAUGUAUUGUAAGGAUGGUAUGAUUGAUGAAGCAGAAGCUGUAUUUAGAUUAAUGACAGAAAAGGGUCAAGUCCCCGAUUUAAUCACUUACAAUACGUUGAUGGAUGGAUAUUGUUUACGUGGUGACAUGGACAACGACUCCAUAGAUAGGUUCAACCAAUCACCAGAAUUAACGACAGGCUGUAUGAUUGUCUGUUUAAUCCAUUCUGAAAAUUAA